Botrytis fragariae is the source of this 543-nucleotide messenger RNA. Its product is annotated as putative dnase1 protein. The transcript has a single exon. The record is from RefSeq and is a predicted model, not a curated record. Bases 1 to 543 code for a protein of 180 amino acids. Lineage: Eukaryota; Fungi; Ascomycota; Leotiomycetes; Helotiales; Sclerotiniaceae.
AUGCAAUUCGCUACUUCCAUCCUCGCUGUUUCCGCAGCUCUCGCUACCAUUGUUUCCGCCGGUACCGUGCACUUUGUCAACCAAGACAGCACCACCCGUACCUUGGUCUUCACUCCCACCUCUGGCUGUGCUGAAAUCGCUUCCCUUACCGUUUCAGGCGAUUCCACUGCCGACCAAACCUUCCCAACCGGCUGGAUUGGCAACUGGUACUCAGUCUCUGAUGGCGCCGACAACACUUCCGGUAUGCUUGGUGAAGUCUGCUUCGAUUCCUGGGGAGGCAUGACCUACUUCGAUGUUUCUGCUAUCGUCAACCCAGACGAUGUCAAUGGUGUCAAGGAGAUGUUCCCAUUGAACACCGGUACUCCUCUCUCUGGUUGCCAAUCCUUCCCUUGCGACAACGCUUACAACCUUCCUGACGACGUCCAAACCCAAGCCACUGAUUCCGACGCGCUCGUCUGUCUCCUCGGUAACCUCGCUACCUCCAAGCGUGAGACCAGAUCCAAGGUCGGCAAAGAGUUCGUCACCGGUGGAGGAUCUGCUUAG